Molecule: messenger RNA, 1209 nt
Organism: Fraxinus pennsylvanica
Lineage: Eukaryota; Viridiplantae; Streptophyta; Magnoliopsida; Lamiales; Oleaceae
Source: the annotation of a GenBank genome assembly
AUGGUUGUUAUGUAUGAUAUUUAUCAUGGACUGGAAGGCCUUAAAACCAUUAGCCAAAGGGUUCGUGGUCUGGCUGAAACAUUUUCCACUGGACUCAAAAAACUUGGGACUUUAGAAGUCCAAGGUCUUCCUUUCUUUAAUAUUGUAAAGGUCAAGUGUGCUGACUCAAAAAUCAUUGUUGAUGCUGUUUAUAAGAAUGAAAUAAAUUUGCAGAUUGUGGACAAGACUAUUGUGAAUGUGACAUUCACUGCUGCAUCUCUUGUGUCAGAGGUUCAAACUAUGAUUCCUCCAGGGCUUGCGAGGGAGAGCCCAUAUCCGACUCAUUCAAUAUUUAACUCAUACCACACUGAGCAUGAGCUUCUUCGAUACAUUUCUAGGCUUCAAUCAAGGGAUCUCUCGCUGUGCCACGGUGAAUUGUUGUGUGCAAUUACUAGUUUUGAUUCAUUGUCUCUACAACCCAAUGCCGCAUCUGCUGGUGAGUAUGCCAGAUUGAUGGUCAUUCGUGCAUAUCAUAUGUCGAGAGGAUAUCACCACCGUGAUAUAUGUAUUAUACUAGUCUCAGUACAUGGAACAAAUCCUGCAAGUGUUGCCUUGUCUGGGAUGAAAAUUGUUAAUGUUGGAACAGAUGCCAAGGUAAACAUUAACUUUGAAGAGUUACGGAAAGCUUCUGAAGCAAAUAAGGAAAACCAAGCAACUCUUACGGUUACAUAUCCUUCAACUCAUGGAGUUUAUGAGGAAUGCAUAGAUGAGAUAUGUAAUAUAAUUCAUGACAAUGGUGGUCAAGUAUACAUGGAUGGAACAAACAUAAACGCUCAGAAGCACUACCAUGUCCUUUUCCGUGGUGGCAAUGGUACGGUUGCUCAUGAGUUCAUCGUCGACUUAAGGGGCUUUAAGAAUAUUGUUGGAAUUGAGCCUGAAGAUGUUGCUAAAUGUCUCAUGGACUAUGGAUUCCAUGGACCAACAAUGUCAUGGCCAGUUCCAGGUACACUUAUGAUUGAACCAACUGAUAGUGAAAGCAAGGUCGAGUUUGACAAGUUCUGUGAUGCUCUUAGUUCAAUUAGAGAAGAAAUUGCACAAAUCAAGAAAGGAAAUGCUGAUGUUCAUAACAACGUUCUCAAGUUAACAAUGCAUUUCUUUGGAUGGACCUUUGCUGUUGUUAGAUCACCUCUGCUAUCUUUUUCUCCUAACAUAUUUUGGAGAACUAAUUGA